This is a messenger RNA of Naumovozyma dairenensis CBS 421, 2673 nucleotides long. It is a transcript of the gene TEC1, whose product is annotated as Tec1p. The transcript has a single exon. NCBI's taxonomy places the organism in Eukaryota, Fungi, Ascomycota, Saccharomycetes, Saccharomycetales, Saccharomycetaceae. Gene Ontology annotation, biological process: regulation of transcription by RNA polymerase II. The record is from RefSeq and is a predicted model, not a curated record. Gene Ontology annotation, molecular function: RNA polymerase II cis-regulatory region sequence-specific DNA binding; DNA-binding transcription factor activity, RNA polymerase II-specific. Gene Ontology annotation, cellular component: transcription regulator complex. The coding region runs from base 1 to 2673 and encodes 890 amino acids.
AUGUCUCGAAAAGAAAUUCAAGAAGCUACGUCUUCUUUCCAACAAGUAUGGAACCCGUUAGGUGCUAAAGUUUUCGAUAUAUAUCUUGAUGACGGUUCCACAGAUAGUAAAUCUUCCUCUAAAACAUUCCCAUUAAUAGACAUUUUCUCUGAUGAACUUAAACCCAAAAAGGUCAAGUUGGAAGAACAUUUAAGUUAUUUCCAAGACCAUUUCUUAACUGUCAAAAAAAAUCAAGAAAAUAACAAGAUCUCUGUCAUCCCAAUUAAACAAGAACAACCAAAGGAUAUCCAUGCAACCACUUCUCCACCAUUUCCACCAUCUCCUCCUCCACAGACUCUUUCACCAUCAACAUAUUCUUCUUCAAUAGAAUCUGAUAACAAUACUAAUAGUAAUACGGACGUUCUGUUAUUAAAUACUGGUAAGGGGAAACCUUCUUCAAACUUGAAAUCUGCCAUCUUGAAGAAAAGAAAUUCACAAAAAUCGUCUAGACACGAUUCAACGAAAAGAGUAAAACAUUUAGUUUCAUCAUUAAUGCUAGCUGAGGACAAUAAUGAUAAUAUCAAUACCGUCAGUAUUAGUAAUAAUACUGAAGGAACAAAAUCUAAAUCGAGUGCAAAGCAUUAUCCAUCUAAUUUAAACUCAUCAUCAUCAUCAUCAUCAUCAUCAUCAUCAUCGUCAUCAUCUUCUUCUUCAUUUUCUUACUCUAGAAAUUUCAUUUCUGCUUCGCAAAAUCAACAAUCAACUCCUUCCUCUGCAUCAGUAAACAAAGAUGCAAAUGAAAAAUGGACUAAAGAAGUGGAAGAUGCAUUUUUUGUUGCUUUAAGAAUGAUUACUAAAAAUGGAACAUCAAAAAUUAAAGUGAAAGAUAGAAAUUAUGGUAGAAAUGAAUUGAUUUCAUUAUACAUUAAACAUAAUACAAACGAAUUUAGAACUAAGAAACAAAUCUCUUCACAUAUUCAAGUCUUGAAAAAGACAAUUCAAAAUAAAAUUCAAUUAAAUAAUAAACUUAAUGAAAAAAAUAAUGCCAAUAACACCAUCAAUAAUACUAUUAAUAAGAACAAUGCAAAGAAUGUUCAUAAAAUUUCAAAACAUGAAAGGGAAAUUUUAUCAUUGAUCGAAAAUGGUGCUGCAAAGAAUUCUAAAUUUGUAAACUCUUUUGAAGAUGUAUUCUCAAGAAUCGUUGAACAAGAAAAGUUAGAAAUAGAAAAUCAAAAUAAAUCAAUUAAAUAUCAAAAUAUGAUGAUGAUUACUCCACAUACAGCAACAACCAAUAAAAUGAUCAACAUCGAUAGAUCGAUAUCUAAUCCUACUAAUGGAACCUCAUUCUUCCAAAAAGAUCCACCAUUAUUAUAUCAACAUGAUUUAAUGAAUAAAGUUAAUGGUUUGACUGAUAAUCAACAACAACAACUACAACAACACUCUCCAAAGAUAAUGACUCCACUUGAAUAUGCUAAAUCAAUAUAUCAAAAUUUUGAUAAUUAUAAAUGUGUUCCCGUUAAGAUGGAAAAUGAAAAUUUCCAAAUUUUCAAUAAUAAUAAUAAUAAUACUACUACUAUCACUACAACCAACUCCAGCAUUAUUGCGGAUAAUAAUAAUAAUUUUAGAACACAAUCAUUACCUCAUUUCCAAGAAUCAUCAGUAUUGGUCUAUAAACCCACAACAAUUGAAGAUAUCAACCAAAUGUAUAAUACCAAUACGAAUAUUGAUUCCGCUAAAGAUGAAAUGGAGAGUCCAGAUACAAAUGGUUUCCAUGAUAAUAAUAAUAAUAAUAAUAAUAAUAAUAAUAAUAAUAAUAAUAAUAAUGAAAAUCUUGAAGAAAUUAUUAGAGGUGUUAAAUUACAACAAAGGCAAUUAAUAGCUGAAAAACUACGACAUGCAACCGUUAAAAAUAUUGUCGAUAGUACUAGUAAUAGUGAUAAUGAAGGUAACAAUAAUACUAAGAGAAAUAAUAUCGCUUAUUAUAGAAAUUUACAAUGCACUUCACAAAACACUCCACAAAUAACAUCUUUUCCAACUCAACCAUUACCGUAUUUCCCCAAGUCCUCUGAAUCAAACGGAAAUGAACAACAACCACAACAUGCUAUAUAUUAUUCUCCACCUGCACCACAAAUUGUUAAUCAACAAUUAAAUGGACAGACAGAACAAAUAGAGAGCCUUAUCAAUCAACAAUCAUCACAAUUCCAACAACAACAACAACAACAAAAUAACUCGAAUUCCUUCAAGUCUAUACCUUUCGCAUCCCAACAAGAGAAUAUUUAUCACUUACAACAGCAACAAGUGCAACCAAGCAUAAAUAUGCAUAUACAACCGAAUGUCAUGUAUCAACAGCAGCAACAACAACAAUUGUCACAGUCACAACCACUACUACAACAAUCGAUACCAUCCUAUCAACAAUCUUUAAUAAAUAAUAAUCAAUAUUCUAACCAAUUAGCAAUACAAAUGCAACAGCAAUCGCAAAUGCAGAUGCCAACUCAAGUUUCAAAUCAACCUGAAGCAAUGUAUUAUAAUAUUACCCCAUCAUCAGCUAGUGCACCUAAUUAUCCAAUUCAAAUGUAUCAAUCACAACCUCAAUUCCAACAAGCACCCAUGCAAGGACAACUUAGACAAAGAAUUCAAGGACCUCAAUUCUAUUCAUAUGUUGAGGAACCAAAUUAUUCAUCACCACAAUAUUGA